AUGUCACCAAUGAUGUCCACAUUUAAAGGCUUAGUUGCAGGAGCCGUCAUCACACCAAUUAUCGCCAAGUAUAUAAUUGCUCCUAGAAUGUUUGAUCCAAAUGUUAUGAAGGAGAUACACUACAUUCAAAAGGAAUUGGAUUUCGUUGGUUGGAAUGUAAGACACAUGGAGGAAGAAAGAGGCGUAAGAGAAGAUGAUUUAUAUACCCCAGCAACCUACUACGCUCAAGGGUAG
Molecule: messenger RNA, 234 nt
Organism: Lodderomyces parapsilosis
Lineage: Eukaryota; Fungi; Ascomycota; Pichiomycetes; Serinales; Debaryomycetaceae
Exons: 1
Coding region: 1-234 (77 amino acids)
Source: RefSeq, a predicted model, not a curated record